Messenger RNA from Enhydra lutris kenyoni (northern sea otter), 818 nucleotides. Its product is annotated as mediator complex subunit 10. The record is from RefSeq and is a predicted model, not a curated record. Gene Ontology annotation, biological process: positive regulation of transcription by RNA polymerase II. The coding region runs from base 52 to 459 and encodes 135 amino acids. Gene Ontology annotation, molecular function: transcription coregulator activity. The transcript is spliced from 4 exons. NCBI's taxonomy places the organism in Eukaryota, Metazoa, Chordata, Mammalia, Carnivora, Mustelidae. Gene Ontology annotation, cellular component: mediator complex; chromatin.
AGCAGGAAGCGGCGGAGCGGGCUCACGCUGGGUGGUGGUUACUUCGGAGACAUGGCGGAGAAGUUCGACCACCUAGAGGAGCACCUGGAGAAGUUCGUGGAGAACAUCCGGCAGCUCGGCAUCAUUGUCAGUGACUUCCAGCCCAGCAGCCAGGCCGGGCUCAACCAGAAGCUGAAUUUUAUCGUUACUGGCUUACAGGAUAUUGAUAAGUGCAGGCAGCAGCUUCACGACAUUACUGUGCCUUUAGAAGUGUUUGAAUACAUAGAUCAAGGACGAAACCCCCAACUCUACACCAAAGAGUGCCUGGAGAGGGCUCUGGCCAAAAAUGAACAAGUCAAAGGCAAGAUCGACACAAUGAAGAAAUUUAAAAGUCUGUUGAUUCAAGAACUUUCUAAAGUAUUUCCUGAAGACAUGGCUAAGUAUCGAAGCAUCCGAGGGGAGGACCACCCCCCUUCCUAACUUCGCCGUCCUGCUGCCCGAAGACCCUCCUGGUCUAGUGUGAGUCACCGUGACCUUCAGGCAGGCUGUGACUGACAGUGGUAUCCGUGUCCUGUCCUCCAGCCGUCCUGCUCUUGGCCUUGGCCUUGGGGGAUGGUGGGGCGGGGCCUGGAGGGCUUGCAGGGCUGUGCUCCAGCUGCCCCUCUGUCCCUGACGUGCAUCUUUUGGGUCCACAAGUUCUCACAUGGCCCGGGCCGCACGUCUUCGAGUGCAGUGCGUUUGAUUCUCCCUAGCAGAGUGGUCUUGGGAAUAUUAAAUGUGCUAGGUACAUUAAGUUUUAAAAAAUUCCUAGUGGUUUUGUUUUUAUGUACUGUUUCUUU